Exaiptasia diaphana is the source of this 1137-nucleotide messenger RNA. Its product is annotated as malignant T-cell-amplified sequence 1. Gene Ontology annotation, biological process: formation of translation preinitiation complex. The coding region runs from base 105 to 653 and encodes 182 amino acids. NCBI's taxonomy places the organism in Eukaryota, Metazoa, Cnidaria, Anthozoa, Actiniaria, Aiptasiidae. The transcript is spliced from 6 exons. The record is from RefSeq and is a predicted model, not a curated record. Gene Ontology annotation, molecular function: RNA binding.
CGUGUAUCGCUGGCGUUUUUUCAGCCGCUGUGAAAAAGCAAAAAGUCGAGAAAUGCAAAGAAAUGCUCUUCAAAAUCUAAGAUUUUCUUUAUAAUUUAUUCAAAAUGUUUAAAAAGUUUCAGCACAAAGAAAAUGUAUCUGGAGUAACACAAGUUAAAUCAUCAGUACAAAGAGGAAUUAAAGCGAAAAUUGUUGAGCAGUAUCCACCAAUUGCAGACUAUAUCAAUCAAAUACUUCCCAAGAAAGAUCCUAUGGUUGUUGUGAAGUGUCAUGAACAUAUAGAAAUUCUAGCUGUCAAUCAAGAAUUAUUAUUCUUCCGACAAAGAGAUGGAAGCUAUUAUCCAACUUUGAGGUUACUGCAUCAGUAUCCMUUCAUGUUACCGCAUGAGCAAGUAGACAGAGGUGCAAUUAGGUUUAUUCUUAGUGGAGCAAACAUUAUGUGCCCAGGAUUGACAUCGCCUGGUGCAAAAAUGAUCUCUCAACCUAAAGAUGCCAUAGUUGCCAUUAUGGCAGAAGGUAAAGAACAUGCCCUUGCAAUUGGAGUAUUAAAGAUGUCGACCAAUGACAUAGCGUCAGUCAAUAAAGGUAUUGGAGUUGAGAAUAUUCACUAUCUUAAUGAUGGUUUAUGGCAAAUGAAACAACUGGAAAAAUAAGCAGCUUUUACUACAGACCAAAGUGCAGGGUACUCAAUUUGAUCUAAAAAAACUGAAAUAAUAAUAUUACUGAAGAUUGUUUUUAUCUGUCAAUUGUUUUUCAUCUGGAUUUCUUGGAACCRAACCUUUAUGUUAAAUAUUUGUCAAGAAGUUAUUUUGUUCAACUUUGAGGAUUUCAUAAUAUGAAUGCUUUCRAUCGAAUUUCUUUUGUUUCGGGUUUCCUGUACCYACAGGAAGCCCGAAACAACAGGCUACGAGGAAUACCAACAAGGAACCCAAACUUUUGAAGUCAUGUGAAUAUAACGGCUUAUUAUUUUCAGUCAAACCAACAAAUAAACAAUCAAGGGCUUUUGAGCUCAUCGUUAAUCUGUGAAACUUAACUAAAUUAAAAAAGAACGCUAAAACAAUUAUUGUUAAAUUACAAAGUCAAUUCACAGCGUAAUAUAACCAUAAAUUCAAUAAAAAUAAACAGUCAGUCGUGAGA